AAAGAGAGUUGGGUUUGCAAUAAAUAUUGAAGAGAGGGAGAGAGAAAGGCGUAACUAGAAGGUUCGUUGCAUUUCCGUGGCUCUCACCACCAUGGCUCUUGUGAGUCGAACAGCUUCACGCUUCCGUCAAUUGGUGUCGCCUCAACGGGUAGUUGCCCUCCACACAACCCUCCCUUCUCUGUCGACACCAACACAAACACCAACACCAUAUGCUCCACCACCGCCCCCAUCGGCCUCCUCUCCGGUCGGCAUUUCGAAGACGGCGGAGUACGUGAUAUCGAAGGUGGAUGAUCUCAUGAAUUGGGCUCGGUGUGGUUCCAUAUGGCCCAUGACGUUUGGGCUUGCCUGCUGCGCUGUGGAAAUGAUGCACACCGGUGGCGCUCGUUACGAUCUCGAUCGCUUCGGAAUCAUUUUCAGGCCCAGCCCUCGCCAAUCUGAUUGCAUGAUUGUUGCCGGCACUCUCACCAACAAGAUGGCCCCUGCUCUUCGCAAGGUUUAUGACCAAAUGCCUGAGCCUAGAUGGGUCGUCUCAAUGGGAAGUUGUGCAAACGGAGGAGGAUAUUAUCACUAUUCUUACUCUGUUGUUCGAGGAUGUGACAGGAUUGUUCCUGUUGACAUAUAUGUUCCAGGCUGCCCUCCAACUGCUGAGGCUUUACUGUAUGGACUCCUCCAGCUGCAGAAGAAGAUCAAUAGGCGCAAGGACUUCCUUCUUUGGUGGACUAAAUGAGAUCCACUAAGUUGAUUUCUUGGCGCCAAGCUAUUUUAUAAUAAGCACAUUCCAUGGUAGUUUACCUUGAUAAGAAGCACCACAUGUCAGGUGGAUUGUGGUUGAUAUAUUUACUAUAUCACAUUUCUGGAUAUGUUCUAUGUGCAGCUUUUUACAGGGCUUCAGAUCCCUUGGAAGUUGAAUAUUUGUUAUUUGUUAAUAAGUUGCGGUUUUUAUGUUUGACCAAUUCCCCUCUUGCUUAUUCUUGAU
Messenger RNA from Gastrolobium bilobum, 976 nucleotides. Its product is annotated as NADH dehydrogenase [ubiquinone] iron-sulfur protein 7, mitochondrial-like. Gene Ontology annotation, biological process: aerobic respiration; mitochondrial respiratory chain complex I assembly; electron transport coupled proton transport. Bases 92 to 727 code for a protein of 211 amino acids. NCBI's taxonomy places the organism in Eukaryota, Viridiplantae, Streptophyta, Magnoliopsida, Fabales, Fabaceae. Gene Ontology annotation, molecular function: 4 iron, 4 sulfur cluster binding; quinone binding; NADH dehydrogenase (ubiquinone) activity. The transcript is spliced from 2 exons. The record is from RefSeq and is a predicted model, not a curated record.